Heterobilharzia americana is the source of this 675-nucleotide messenger RNA. The record is from the annotation of a GenBank genome assembly. Lineage: Eukaryota; Metazoa; Platyhelminthes; Trematoda; Strigeidida; Schistosomatidae.
AUGCCAGCGACAUUCUUUAGCAAGGGUUGGGGAAAACCAGACAUCCUGCUGAAUCUGAUUGAAAAUAUGAAGAUUGUUAAAGAGCGUGAUAGAUACUGUUCAGUUAGGGUCGCGGCUAAUAUCAAUAUAGAGCAGAGGACUGAGAGCAGACGCACUAUACAAAUUGAAGGAUCAUUCUUGUCACCAUUUGAUACCAUCGUUCCGGAUGCACUGAAGGAGAAUAACAAUGUUGCUAGGUUUCAGAUGGUCAUCCCGAAGUCCUGGUCCACAAAUUACCGCCCAGUUUGUAUACAUUUUGCUGGCACUGGCGACCACAAUUACUCUAGGCGGAGAUUAUUUCUAGCAAAUCAGUUAAUUCAAGAUGGUAUAGCCUCACUUAUUAUAAUGAAUCCGUUUUAUUCCACCCGGAAACCUAAAGACCAAAAGGGUUCCAGUUUGAACUUUGUUUCCGACUUAUUCGUUAUGGGAGGAGCUCUAAUCAUGGAAUGCAGUGCGUUGCUAGAAUGGUGUGAGCACAAUGGUUAUGGACCUUUCGCACUCCAUGGAAUUUCAAUGGGGGGUUAUAUGGCAGGAUUAUGUGCAACUGUUUGGCCAAAACCUAUCUCUCUUAUUCCUUGUUUAUCAUGGACUUCAGCGUCAGUUGUGUUUGUGGAGAAAGAAAAUGGUGCAUUGUAA